Nerophis ophidion (straightnose pipefish) is the source of this 1142-nucleotide messenger RNA. Its product is annotated as ubiquitin-conjugating enzyme E2 2-like. The transcript is spliced from 7 exons. Lineage: Eukaryota; Metazoa; Chordata; Actinopteri; Syngnathiformes; Syngnathidae. The record is from RefSeq and is a predicted model, not a curated record. Gene Ontology annotation, molecular function: ubiquitin conjugating enzyme activity. Gene Ontology annotation, cellular component: nucleus. The coding region runs from base 322 to 765 and encodes 147 amino acids. Gene Ontology annotation, biological process: ubiquitin-dependent protein catabolic process; protein polyubiquitination.
CCGUGACGCUGCCCGGGAGGUGUGUUUCUUCACAGCGGCAGGGAAACAAGACAUCCUGCCGGUCCUUUUGUGUGUUCCCGAGGACAUUUUGGCUCCGCUGAGGUGUUCCGGUGUCUCCGCGGGCAGGACACUUUUACACUUGUCGACAUUUCAGCCACCAAUGUGGGCCGCUAGCCUAGCCGCCUAGCUUAGCGUCCUCGGUGCCUUCCCGUAGCCAGCGGCGUCCUCCAUGCUAGCUUGUCGCCUUGUUGGCCUGCCCUCCUCCUCCUCUUCUUCUUUUUCCUCCUCCUCCUCGACAGCGGCUCCUUUGGCGCCAUCGCAAUGGCUUUGAAGCGGAUUUCGAAGGAGCUGACAGACCUGUCCAGAGACCCUCCUGCCCAAUGUUCUGCUGGACCCGUGGACGAAGACAUGUUUCACUGGCAGGCCACAAUAAUGGGACCUCCUGACAGCCCCUACCAGGGAGGGGUUUUCUUCCUCACCAUCCACUUCCCUACAGAUUACCCCUUCAAACCUCCCAAGGUGGCGUUCACAACCAGAAUUUACCACCCCAACAUCAACAGUAAUGGCAGCAUCUGCUUGGACAUCCUGAGGUCCCAGUGGUCUCCUGCGCUAACCAUCUCCAAAGUCCUCUUGUCUAUUUGCUCGCUCUUGUGCGACCCCAACCCUGACGACCCGCUGGUGCCGGAGAUCGCUCGCAUCUACAAGACGGACCCCGUCAGGUACAACAAGACCGCUCAGGACUGGACUCAGAAAUACGCCAUGUGAUCCCGCUCGACUCUCACUGGCCAAUCACAGCACUUUGUUCACAUUUUUUAACCUCAACGUCAUCCAGGCGCUGUCACAUGGAGGCGGAGCUUCAGAGCGGACAGAAGAGGGAUGCAUGUUAAGAGGUCCUGGACGGCCAUGUUUACUUGUUAGAGAAGCAGAGGUCUUCCUCGCCACACUCCUCCCCCCUUUUUUUUUUUUUUGCACUUGACGAUACUUGACAGCAGCCGAUUGGUUCACUCGUUGCUUUUUUUCUUUGUUUUUCCUCUGUUGAGUUGAUUGCACUCGUUUUUAACUAAAUGUUCUAGAAGCUGGAAGAUUGUCACCAAACAUGACGUAUAAAAAAACUUUAUUAAUAAAACGUCCAGAUAAAUAGA